CUGAAUCCCAAAUGCAUUUCAAGUGGACACCUAGGGCACUACAUAGGGUGUGUAAACCAUUAUUGUACUCCCUAUAUAUUGCACUUGUAUAAGGAAGACGGAGUAAUUUGGGGUUUGUCCCAGAUUUGUGGUCAAACGAGAUGCAUGAGGAAGUAAACGUACAGUGGUAUCCAUGGCAACGUUGGAACGUGAACGGCCAAUCAGGAGGUGUAUGCUCUUCUCCAUAGUGAUGCGGAACGCCAUCUUAAGUUUCAGCGGGGGGUCUCCGGGAUGCAUUUUGUUUUUACCACCCGUAUUCCCGCCGUAAGUCCCGCCUUCCUUCGCAAGGGAUUGGAUAGUGGCCCCAAAUAUUUCUGCCCUCCGAUUGGCUAAUAGUUCAUGAGCGUAAAAUAUCAGCUAAUGAUAGAGCAGGAGGGCGGGGUUGGUCAGAAUACGGUUGGGGACAGAAAAAUCUUCGAGUUUUUUUUAGUAGCAACGUAGCUAGCUAGCUGGCUGUAGAGAAAGCACAAAACCGAGGGUGGGAAAAAAACCAAACAUCAGAACCAUGAGCAGCCAGAGCUCCCGAAACGAGACGACAGCUGCGGUGAACGGUCCCGACCCGGCCGCGGCGAGCUCCAGAGAGCGGAAACACGGCGGCGGGGUGGUGAAGAGGCUGAAAUCUCGGCGGAGCGCGGCGGAGCGGCGGCCCGUGACCGAGGACGAGCUGCGGGCUUCAGGCAGAGCCAUCACCCCGGAGGAAGUGCUCGCGCUCCGGACUGUCACGCGCGACUACCUCUGCAAACCCGAGGACAACGUCUACAGCAUCGACUUCACGCGCUUUAAGAUCCGAGACCUGGAGACGGGCACCGUGCUGUUCGAGAUCGCCAAACCUCCUCACUGCGAUGUUGAUGAUGAAGAUGAAGAAAGUGUCGAUGUAGACACGAGCACCGGCCGAUUCGUUCGCUAUCAGUUCACACCGGCGUUUCUUAAACUUCGCACAGUUGGAGCCACCGUGGAGUUUACCGUAGGAGAUCGGCCCGUGAAUAAUUUCCGGAUGAUCGAGCGUCAUUAUUUUCAGGAGCGUCUGCUGAAGAACUUUGAUUUUGACUUUGGCUUCUGCAUACCGAACAGCCGCAACACGUGCGAGCACAUCUACGAGUUCCCCCAGCUCCCGGACGAGCUCAUCCGUCAGAUGGUGGAUCACCCGUACGAGACUCGCUCAGACAGCUUCUACUUCGUGGACAACAAACUGAUCAUGCACAACAAAGCAGACUACGCUUACAACGGGGGCCAAUGAUGCUGCUGAGCCACGACCAGGUCACGCUCGGGGGGGUGUGAGUGUGUGUGAGUGUGUGUGAGUGUGUGUGAGUGUGUGUGAGUGUGUGUGAGUGUGUGUGAGUGUGUGUGAGUGUGUGAUGUCAUCAUUCCAUUCCUUCACCACAGCCAUCGUCACACCUCAUGGACUUCUGCUGAAGAAAGGAUCUCUUUCCUCCGUCGUUAUUCUGAGUAUAAAACCCCUUCCUUUCCAUCAGCUCGUAUUUUUCCAGAAGUUUCGUUCCAUCUGUUGAUUAUAAACAUGAAAGUGUACCAAAAAAACCCUCUACAACGUACCAGACAGAUACAGAGGAGUUAUAAUACACUACAUACAGACGGAGUUCUGACUUCAGCCCGGAGGUGUUGAUUCAUUUUCUCUAACAGCAGCUUUGUACUUUUCUCAUCUUCAGUUUACGCUGUUUUUCUGUUCCUUUUAUAAAAAGAGCGGCAGGCGAGAGAACAGGAGUUUGUUUCACUGACAUCCCGUGGCAUUAAAUUGACCUAAAAACGGAUAAAACAAAUAGAAUCUGGUGUUCUUUAAUGAAUAUAAAUUGCGCAUUUCUCACAAAUCGUUAAAUGCUAAAGAUAAACAUUAACGUUUACGCUCGAGAACGUGAUUCCAGUCUGUAUCCACUGUCAUGCGUCAUAAACGCUGGUUUACGGUUACGAUUUGUUUACUUGGUGGUGAUUAAAGCGGCGGUGUGUAAUGUUCAGCGCCCUCUGUUGUGUGUGAGGUGAACUACAGUUGUAAUAAAAACACUGAAGAGUCGCUUUUCUUUAUCCACCUACUUUCCUCUGUUCACUCCGUAUGUCAUGCGAAUUGCCUUUUAAGGGAGAAAGGGGUGGGGCUGAUCGGAUCUGGUUCAUCUGGAGGCGGGGCUUGUUGAAGCGAAAAUUAACCAAAAUACGAUUCUGCAUCUCUGGAAUUGUGUGUUUAUUUCAAAUUGAGAAAUGUUUACGUUUUAAAAUAUACACAAAAAAAGUAAAUAAAAUAAUUUAUUUUUCUAUUAUUUUGAAAAAUACUUCAAAGCUAAUUCAGAAAUAGUCAAAAUGGCGCCAUCUUGUGUUCAGACUAGAAAUUAUUAAUUAAUUGCAUAAUGUUCUUUAAGAUUAUAAAUGAAGAAAUUAAAAUGCUGUACUCUUUGGACACAUUUUGAAAGAGUCAUAAAUAAUGGCACCCCAAGAGUAUCUCUUAGAUGUUGAAUGAAGAACGUAUGCAGUGUGUGUGUGUGUCUGUGUGAGUGUGUGUUAACUUCUCUGUAUUGGUCUGGUUUCUUACAUGGUGAUGAGGAGAAAAUGAAUAAUAAUCAAAUCCGAGGUGUGAUUCGUGUAAUUAGCGUCGCUCCAGGAUGCAGAGUCAGGAUGAUGAUGAUGAUCCUGAAAUCAGUCAGAGAGAAAAAAUCAGCUGGAACGUCAUUAACACUGUGUGUUAGGAGUGUGUUACUGUCUGAAUGACGGGUGUUCAGAUGGAUAUACGACCCCCUGAGUGGUGUGUGUGUGUGUGUUUGUGUGUGUGCGAGAGAGAGAGAGAGAGAGAGCUCCAUGUGUGUGUGAUGUGUCUGAGUGUACUCACCAUCACACACACCUGUCUCCGUCGUUCAGCAGUUCUUUAGUUCGUGUCAUAGCAGGAUGUUAUUCUUCUGAAACACAGAAAAACGUCCAGAAUAUCGCACAAUUUGCUCUUUUUUCUUUCACCAGGAACUCGCUGAUGAUCAUCACAGACGACUUAUCACAAUAUUGUACAGUCAGGAUUAUUGUUAUUAUUAUUAUUAUUAUUAUUAUUAUUGUAGGAUUAUUAUUAUUAUUAUUAUUAUAAUUAUAGGAUUAUUAUUGAGGACACGAGCUUCAUGUACGGUUAAAAUACUGAGCAGAUGAACACGAAGACUUUUUAACAAAUCUAAUCAUGAGGCGGUUUUGUAAACAGAGAUAAACGUCACAGGAUUAUCGUAAUGGGAAAAUUCUUUAUUGACGCUAAUUGUGAUUAUAAAAUUCUCAGAUCAGAUCUUGGCUCCGCCCACUUGGCUCACGAUCUGUAGUUUGUUUCCCAAACAGAACGAUAUUUUAUUUGGUUUUGUUUUUUUGGGAAAUGGAUUAUUAUCUCAUUAAAGACAAAUAAAACAAAAAUAAAAUCUUUUCUUAUUCCAGUCGCUCGAGAUGUGAAUGCGUGCCCGUCAUUUAUUCAGUUCCGAGUUCAUUAAAUUCUCCUCAUGUUUUGGUUGAUUUGUUCCUCUCCUGCGCAGUGAUGUCUUGUACUGUAUUUCACAAUAUUCUCUUAAAUAUGGGUCCAAAACUGAUCUUUUUUAAAGGGGGAGUUUUUAAUAUUUACAUACGUUUUAAAAAUAUAUUCUGAAAUAUUUCUCUUCCGUAUGUGCAGUCCAUGAUGAUGACGAUGAUCGAAUAUUGUGAUAUAUUGUGUACCUGAUUAUCAGCGCGUGUUCCAGCGUGUAAAGUUCCAGCGUCUGAAUGAGAUUAUACAGAUUAUUAUAAAUCCGUAAUAAAUUCUAAACACAUUCCAGACGUACGAGCCAUUAAAUCGUUUUAUUCCUGACGUUGACCGUUUUUAAUCCUCACGUUACUGAACCAACACUUUAAAGUGUUUUGUUUGUAUUUUUCACGUUUAUAAAGAAACCCCGGUGAUGUUUGGUUGCCAUGGCGCCCGGUGAGAAGCCGAGUCACGUUUCGUCCAGUGGAUAAGCUGGUUCUGUUUGUGUUACUGAGUUCUGUACAAUGUGUUCAACUGGAAACAUGUUUUAUAUACGUUAUUUUAUUUUAUUUUGUGCUAGUUUCUCUUGUUGUUGUUGUUGUUGAUGAUGAUGAUGAUGAUGAUGAUGAUGAAGCCUGUAUCAGGACUGAACUGAAAAUAUCACAAAACUCCCCUAAAAAUCCCAGCAGAGAUAACAAACAAGCAGAAAUCUACAAUCCAAACGUCUUUAUUUUUAAAAACUGUUCAGAUGAUAGAAGACCGGUGUAUGUGAGAUGUUUUCAGGGUCACGUGUCGAUGAUUAGACGUGAGAUUACGGACCGUUUGAUGCCUUACAGUAGAUCAGAUUGUGAGCUGGAUCGGGGGAAAAGACACUAAACUGUUUCUGAAAUUCUGUCGGACUGAAAUGAUGUGUUUCUGAUUAUAGUUUUGAAAAGAUUGUAUUAUAGACGAGAGAAAUUUAGAAGUUCGUUUGUCAUCAGUUUCCUUCCGUGUGAAUUCUAGUUGUUUCUAAUAAAUGAAGGAAAAUAAAACAUUUCAUUAAAAAGA
Messenger RNA from Ictalurus punctatus (channel catfish), 4543 nucleotides. RefSeq names its product unc-119 homolog 1 (gene unc119b). Gene Ontology annotation, biological process: cilium assembly; nervous system development; lipoprotein transport. Gene Ontology annotation, molecular function: lipid binding. The transcript is spliced from 5 exons. The record is from RefSeq and is a predicted model, not a curated record. Lineage: Eukaryota; Metazoa; Chordata; Actinopteri; Siluriformes; Ictaluridae. The coding region runs from base 545 to 1276 and encodes 243 amino acids. Gene Ontology annotation, cellular component: cilium.